GGUGUACAAUGUUGUCGAUCGGUUGAUCGGCUGAGGUUAUGAGUGAUUAUUUACUUAUGUAGGUUUAUCUAUUUACCUUUGUUUGCACACACCUUUUAUUUACUCUUUUCUUUGGUUGAGAGCGUGUUGUCUAUCUGUCUGUUUGUUUGUCAACGCAAGUAAACCUCAUCACUCAUCACUCAUCACUCAUCACUCAUAUUUUCUUUCAUUCCCCUAUAUCCUGUCUCUGUCCCCCCAUACCCAUCUGAAGAAGAAAGGCCAAAAAAAAAAAAAAAACAAACACAAAAACCACAAAAUGCCCGAACCCCAGAUCCUCGGCACGCGCCUCCAAAAUAAAGUCGCGAUCGUCACGGGCGGCGGCUCGGGAUUCGGUGCAGGCAUCGCCCGUCGCUUCGCGGAAGAAGGCUGUAAAGUGGCGGUUGCGGAUAUCGAUGCUGUGGGCGGCGAACGCGUGGCGAGUGCGUGGCCGCAGAGUAUGGUGUUUGUGAAGAUGGAUGUUACGAGAGAGGGGGAUUGGGAGGGCUUGUGUAGAGAGGUUGUGGGGAGGUGGGGGAGGGUGGAUGUUUGUGUUAAUAAUGCGGGGGGGAGUUAUAGGAAUAAGCCAACUUUGGAUGUCGCCGAAGAUGAAUUCGAUAAGGUUUUUAACUUGAAUGUCAAAUCCAUAUUCUAUGCGACGAGACAUUUCAUUCCCAGUGUUAUUAGUCAGGGGGACGGUGGAUCGAUGAUUAAUAUCGCGUCGAUUGGGGCUACCAGACCUCGUCCGGGUCUCGUUUGGUAUAAUGCUAGUAAAGGUGCUGUUGUUAAUGCUACGAAAGGACUCGCGGCAGAAUAUGGAUCCAAAAAUAUUCGGAUCAAUUCCAUUUGUCCUCUUCUUGCUGGUACAGGGCUCUUUUCGACAUUUACGGGUUUAGAGGAUACGGCCGAGAAUCGCGACAAGUUUCUCUUCAAUGUGCCCUUGGGACGUCUGUGUACGCCGGAGGAUGUGGCGAAUUAUUGUUUGUUCCUGGCGAGUGAUGAGGCGAAGUUUAUUACGGGGACUUGUUUGGAGGUUGAUGGGGGGAGGGGCAUUUCUUGAGGGGGAAGAUGGUGAGAAGGUAGGACGGAGAAAGAGGGUGUGUUUUAGAGAUGGGAGAGUGGGAUAAUGGAAUCGGGAAUGGAAUCAGAUAUUGUUGCUAUUAUUGAUAUUUAGUUCCAUGCUUUCGACAAAACUGCGAAGAUAUCAAGAUUCUUCUCUAUAGAACUGUCCUACCAUUACAAUGUCUCAUAACUGAUUCGGAUAUCAUAUAAUCAAUCCCCUAGCCAAUCUCCCAUGACCACAAGAAUAUCACCUUGCUACUUCGAGAUCUGAAUACCUACGUCCUCUCAGAUUGUUCAUCAUAUUUCACUUUUUUCUUUUUUUUCCCUUUUGUUCAGCUGAAAAUACUGUGAGUACCUAGUGUUCUUGUUAAACCCCUCAUUUAUGUACCGGGUAUAUGUGUAUGUAUGUAUGCAUGUAUGUAUGUGUAAAUGUAUGCGAGCAAUAUGUAUGUAAAAUGUACGUAUGCAUGUAUGUAAAGAAAGUGUCA
This is a messenger RNA of Botrytis cinerea B05.10, 1565 nucleotides long. RefSeq lists its product as hypothetical. The transcript has 4 exons. Lineage: Eukaryota; Fungi; Ascomycota; Leotiomycetes; Helotiales; Sclerotiniaceae. The record is from RefSeq and is a predicted model, not a curated record. The coding region runs from base 296 to 1075 and encodes 259 amino acids.